Messenger RNA from Daucus carota subsp. sativus, 1816 nucleotides. RefSeq lists its product as uncharacterized. Lineage: Eukaryota; Viridiplantae; Streptophyta; Magnoliopsida; Apiales; Apiaceae. Gene Ontology annotation, molecular function: RNA binding. The record is from RefSeq and is a predicted model, not a curated record. The coding region runs from base 183 to 1484 and encodes 433 amino acids. The transcript is spliced from 3 exons. Gene Ontology annotation, biological process: mRNA splicing, via spliceosome. Gene Ontology annotation, cellular component: U2-type spliceosomal complex.
CCAACCCGACCCGCUCCAACCUACGGGUAUACUUAUGUCAUGUACAUUAUAGAUCCUCUGAACUGAACCAACAAGGAGAAACAAACAUCUCGCCCCUCGUCAAUAAUCAUAGGAAGUCGUCUGGAGCAUACAGAGGAUAUUUCUUUCUAUCAUAAAGAUUCUGGCCUUUAAUUUUGAGGACAAUGUCUGUAACAGCGGGCGUUAGUGAUACUGUGAUUGCUAUUAGGGAUAAGCUUAGAGGGAGAAUUGGCCAGACAAAAGUCAAAAGAUACUGGCCUGGUAAAGCUCCUGAAUGGGCUGAUGAUCCUGAUGAAGAUGAGGAUAUGCGGAUGACUAGGGCAGUUGCCUUGGAGAAGGCUUUUCCCAGUCACGAAGAUGCUGAUAUUGCAAAAAGAGAUGACCCCAGGCUUCGCCGUUUGGCAGAGAGCAAGGUAGAUAAUCGUGAAGAAGUAAGAGCUGAUCACAGGCGUAUCAGACAAGCUGAAAUAAUUUCGACCAUUGAAGAGGAGAAUAGAAGGCAAGAAGGGCUGGAUUUAGAGGAAGAGGAUGAGGAUGCCUUAGAUGAAAGGAGGAGAAGAAUUAGGGAGAAGUUGCUUCAGAGGCAGCAAGAAGAAGCAGCACUGCUUCCAGAAGAAGAGGAGGAUGAAGCAGAGGAAGAGGAGGAAGAAGAAUCUGAAUAUGAGACGGAUUCAGAUGAAGAACAACCAGGCAUUGCAAUGGUUAAACCUGUCUUUGUUCCAAAGUCGGAGAGGGAUACCAUAGCUGAGCGUGAGAGGCUUGAGGCAGAAGACCGUGCACUUGAGGAUCUAAUGAAAAAGAGAUUGGAAGAGAGAAAGAUCGAGACCAAGCAAUUAGUGGUUGAGGAGAUACGGAAGGAUGAACAAAUUCAGAAGAAUAUGGAACUAGAUGCUGAUAUUGCAGAUGUUGACACUGAUGAUGACCUGAAUGAGGCAGAGGAAUAUGAAGCAUGGAAGGUGCGUGAGAUUGCAAGGAUCAAGAGGGAUAGAGAUGACAGAGAAGCAAUGUUGAAGGAGAAGGAAGAGAUUGAGAGGGUAAGAAAUAUGACAGAGGAAGAAAGAAGAGAGUGGGAGAGGAGAAAUCCAAAGCCUGCUGCUCCAUCCAAGCAGAAAUGGAGGUUUAUGCAGAAAUACUACCAUAAGGGCGCCUUUUACCAAACAGAUUCUGAUGAUCGCUCGUCAACUGCCGGUUCAGAUAAUUUAUUUUAUCGUGAUUUCUCUGCUCCAACUGGUGAGGAUAAGAUGGACAAGACGAUAUUACCUAAAGUCAUGCAGGUUAAGCAUUUUGGCCGCAGUGGAAGAACAAAAUGGACUCAUCUCGUCAACGAGGAUACCACUGAUUGGAAUAAUCCGUGGACUUACAAUGAUCCUCUUAGAGCCAAAUAUAAUGCAAAAAUGGCUGGAAUGGAUGCUCCAAUUGCUAAACCAAAAGGAAGCAAGAAAAUAAAGGACUGGGAGUCUCGAUAACUUUCUUUUCCUCAUCAUACAAGGAUGCAGAUCAAUGCAUAAAGAAUGCUCUAAUUUUGCAAUAGGUGCCGGACUAGCGCUUUAGUUGUAUUGUAUACUAUAACUUUUGUGUUUGUAUUUGGCAUAAUUUACUUUCAUGGUCCUGAACUUCUGGGACGGGGAAUAUGACAUUUAGCAUUGCUAAUAUGUUCUCUGUUAGCGUCUGGGGCCUGAUUAGUCUAUGAACUGGUUAUCUGGUUAGUGUUAUAAAACUGGAAUCCAGUGGUCUUUGCUGGCAUAUGACUCUGUAAGAUUGUUAAAUUGGAUCAAGGUUAUUCAUCAUAGACUUAAAA